Molecule: messenger RNA, 1227 nt
Organism: Monoraphidium neglectum
Lineage: Eukaryota; Viridiplantae; Chlorophyta; Chlorophyceae; Sphaeropleales; Selenastraceae
Exons: 5
Coding region: 1-1227 (408 amino acids)
Source: RefSeq, a predicted model, not a curated record
AUGGCGGUGACGUCAGCGGAAGGCCAGCAGGUGGAGUACCUCGUGCUAGACACGGACGGCGCUCUGGCGGAGCCGGCGGUGGAGUCAUACCUCAAGCGGCUGCAGGAAGAGCGCGACGCCGAGGGCGCCGCCCUCGGGCGCGCGGCAGGCGCUGACAAUGCUAAAGCCGAGGGGCCGGACAGCAGCGGUGGUGCAGUGGAAGGGGAGGACGCGUGGGCGCUGGAACCGACUUUGCUCAAGCGGAUGGCGGCCGUGAGGGACGCGGAGAGGGGCGUGAUUGUGCAGGAGCUCAUGUACCUGCUGUGCGUGAAACGCCUGAAGGAUGCCUCCCUCACGAUGGUGACAGACCUGGGAGACGCCGCCCCCACCGGCCUCGGCGCCGCCGGCCGUCCUCCCAACCCGGCUGCCGGCGCCGGCGCCGCCGACGCUGCGGCGCCCGCGGAUGCGGGCACGACGGCGCCAAGCGCGCGCGGCGCGAUGGGGCGGCGGAUGGAGGAGCUGAUGCCUCUGGUAUCCCUCGCAGUGGCGGACGGCAUCCUGGGUUACGUCGGGGCGACGGUCACCACGAGCAUGCGGGCGCUGGCCAAGGACACGCCGCUGAGCAUGGACAGGGUGCAGGCCGCGCGGCUGUACGCUGGGAUGCUGGAGUUUGGCUACUUCAGCCGCGCCCUGGAGGCGGAGUGCGGCCACCGGGGGAUCCCAGUAGGCGACGACUCGGAGGCGAUGGUGCGGCUGGCAGACGCGCUCACAGAGGACCAACUGCGCGGCAUGUGCGAGGUCAAGUCCGCUGAUGCCUGGUACGCCGCGGUGCGCCACAUUGGCGGCCUGUUUGGCCUGCGCCCCAACCCCGACCUUCAGUUCGACAGCUGUGCGCUGCCAUACCGGGAACUUCACGCCACCAUAUCUGACAUCGUCCUUGAGCCCGCGUCGUCCAUUGCUGAGCACUACAGCCCACCGGGCACUGCCAAGGAGCUGAUGCAGAAGGCACGCCGCAAGCAGGAUCGCGGCUGGCGGGUGGAUGACACUGAGACGACCCCUGACCUGCCAGAGGCGGACAUGGUCGAGUUUGGGGUGGGGCCUUUUGGGGCGCUGCUGGUUGAGGCUGCCGUGAUUGGGUGCCUGCUAUGGGACACUGAACAGAUGGUGCAGGACGAGUUUGGGUACCGGCUCGAGGGCAAAUUGGCGCGACAAGAGCACGUCGGCGGCGCACACAGCAGUGAUGCAUAG